CUCAGACGCGAUGACAGUCGAGGCGAACGCGUGAGCGCAUCCCACAGGUGUGCUGCUGCUGCUGCUUAAUGAGCCGCGGCUCUCGGAGACCCUCGGAAACGCGCGCGCGCGCACACACACACACGAACACACACACACCUGGAAAUGACCACGUGACUCGGUACCUGGGCGUGGAGAAAGUCGCUGAUAUCCUACCCGGAGAGUCUUUUGUUGAGGAGUUGCUCGGGUCGCCUUUUUAACGGGAAUGGACUUAUCGGCAAUUUAAGUAACGUUACCCUGUGUUUUCUACGGAAUAGUGCCUUUGCCCCCCCCCUCACUGGACGUGUGGGGUGAGUAACAUGUGAACUUGAUUCCGGACUCUUUUUUUUUUUUUUUGUUGCUAUUUCACCAGCGGGCUCUUCAAUUUUGGGACUUUCCGCGUUUGUGCAACUACUCUCUCCGCUGUUUUUUUCCUCCAAGAGCCCGGGCCCUUAAUGAAGCUGGGGGUCAACAGCAGUGUGCGGCUAAUUGGGCAAGUUUGCCUGGGGCUCCGGCUGCCUGUGAUUGAAGUGUCCAGCGAGGGCCCACUGUGCAGCCGCCGCUGCACCCCGCUCUGUUCCACUCCAACAGCCAAGACGCUCACAGCACCCCUGUCUGCCUCUCCCUAAGAUGGCAAGCUGGGUCUCCCUCCUCCUCUUUCUCUUCUGCCAUCCAGUCUCUCAAGCCCAGGAGGAAAGCGGCGUGGCGGAGUUCACCUCCGAGACCUCCAUCAACAAUGUGGUCCAGGACCCGCAGACCGGUCGCAUCUACCUGGGGGCGGUCAACGCCGUCUACCAGCUGGGGCCGUCCCUCCGCCGGGAGGCCCGCGCCGAGACGGGCCCCAAGGAGGACGCCCGGACCUGCACGCCGCCCGCCUCGGCCUGCCAGGACACCAAGCCCAUGCCCAACCUCAACAAGCUCCUGCUGGUGCACCCGUCCAACGGCUCGCUGGUCGUCUGCGGCAGCCGCUACCGCGGCAUCUGCUCCCUCCUCAACCUGACCAACGUGGAGGAGCAGCUGUACUACAGCGACAACAAAGGGGAGAGGACGUACGUGGCCAGCAUAGAGGACAACGUCAACGUGGUGGGCGUCAUGUCCAACUACUCGAAAGACGGCCACUCCUUCGGCGUGUUCCUGGUGGGGAAGGGCUACGGGAGCCUGGACAGCACCAAGCUCAUCAGCACGCGGAUCCUCCAGGACUACCGGGAGUGGGUCGUGUUCGAGAGCAUCAUCGAGGCGUCGACGGUGCAGACGACGCCGUUCGUCCCCAAGUACCUGCACGACUUCCGCCACGCCUUCAAAGCGGACGGCUUCGUCUACUUCCUCUUUUCGCGGACGCGCGACGGCACGGACAACAAGAACCUGACCUUCGUGUCGCGCCUCUGCGAGGACGACCACCACUACUACUCGCACACGGAGCUGCAGUUGGCCUGCGGCAAGGCGAACCGCUUCAACAGAGUUCAGGCCGCGUACGUGGCCUCUCCGGGGAAGGAGCUGGCGCGGGUCAUGACCGAAUCGGGGACGUAUGGGAAGGUCUUCCCGUGGAGCAAGGUUCUCUUCGUGGUGGCGAGUCCGGACGACGACGCCCACGACUCGGCUCUCUGCAUGUACCCGCUCAACGCCAUCAACGAGCGCCUGGUGGAGAUCAUCGGCGCCUGCUAUAGCGACUCUGGGAAAAUUAACGGGUCCCCCGCCGUGGACAUCCCCUACUUCUCUAAAACGGACUGCACGUCGACAAUUCCGAAGGAAACGUUGGAAAACUACAAGUGUGGUGGAGAUUUUCUGCCUUCCCCUCUGGCCAGCAGUCCCCAAUUUGCCCUAGCUGCAGAGGAGGUUUGGAGCAAGCCAGGCCUGCUGACCGCUGUGGCCGUCACCGUGGAGAAUGAUCACACUAUCGCCUUCCUGGGGAACACCCAGGGAGAGGUCUUCAAGGUACACCUGAGCGAGACGGCACACCAGUACGGCAAGGCUGCUGGCGACGCCAUUGGAGAGAAGGUCAACAAGAACCUCUUCUUCGAUCUCGGUCAAAGCCACCUCUACAUUACCACAGAGAAGAAGAUCACCAAGGUGCCGGUGCAGACGUGCCUCCAGAAGACUGACUGCCAAUCAUGUGUGGCACUGAAGGACCCUUACUGCGGCUGGUGUGUCCUGGAGGGCAGGUGCACCAGGAGGUCUGAGUGCCGCCGGGCGGGGGAGAAGAAUGGCUGGCUGUGGAGCCCCAAGCAGCAGUGUGUCAAGAUCGUCUCCUUCGCCCCCCCAAACCUUUCUUUUAAAAAGACUCAGGAGGUGAAAAUCAACAUCCCCUCCCUUCCUGCCAUUGGGCUUUCUGACCGUUUGCUGUGCUCCAUCAAGUCGUUUGACAGUGAAGGCACCAUAUCUGACUCUGGUCAGGUCUCCUGCCACCUACCUCACCCUUCACUUAUACCACCCACACCUGAGGACCAAGACUUUGUGGCCGUGGCCAUCAGGAUCUUCGUCAACGAGACUGUGGAGCUGGCGUCGCGCGACUUCAAUUUCUACAACUGUGCUGCCACAGUGAAGAAAUCCGAAAACACGCCGUGCAUGUCAUGUGUGGCCAGUUCGUGGGGCUGCCAGUACAACACAAUAGACUACACCUGCAGCGACACGGACGACGGCGUGGUGGGGGACAACAUCAUCAAAUACCGCCAGGGAGCAAAGUGUCCUCAGUUUGAGAACCCAGAUCCUGUGUUGAUCCCCGUGGGCUACAAGACUCGCAUCAGCUUCGAGGGGAAAAAUUUGGACGUCUACCAGGGUCAUGAUUUCACAAUCGGUACUGAACUAAUGAGAAACGCGGAGGAGGAGAUAAAGUUUGAGGGGGGGUCGUUCUACACCUUCAGCGGCUUCAAUUUUUCUUACGACAAGUCACCAGACACCAACGUCCUCUUCUACGUGAAGCACAAAGAGUUGGGCAAGAAGAUCGACAGCACACUCAACGUCACCCUUUACGCUUGCUCCAAGGGCAGGGAGGACUGUAGUCUCUGCAAGAACGCGGAUCCAAAGUACCGGUGCGUGUGGUGUGCCAGGCAGAGGGCGUGUGUGUACGAGAAGCUGUGCAACCAGGACCAGCAAGGGUCCGAGGAUCCUCAGGACGCCGAGUGCCCCGCCCCUCAGAUCACCGACAUCAUCCCUCGAUUCGGCCCCCUGAAGGGAGGGAUCUCCAUCACCAUCCGCGGCUCCAACCUCGGCAUCCACAAGGAAGACAUUAAAAGCAUCAGCGUGGUUGGGCAGCCGUGUAUCCAUCAGAAGGAGAAGUACUCCGUUUCCACCAGUGUGGUGUGUGAGAUCGGCCCUGUUGGUCCCAACAAUGCUAAACAGGGCAAGGUGGAGGUGGAGGUGAAGGGAGAUAAGAAGGGAACCUCAUCCGUGGACUUCACUUACAGGGACCCGAUUCCGGAGAACGUGAAACCCUUUAGAGGUCCGAAAGUUGGGGGAACCCUCAUUACUAUUUCCGGACAAUUUCUGGACACCGGCAGUAAGGACGAUGUCGAGGUUACUGUCGGGGUUGAGCGGUGCACUGUGUUGAGCUUCGGACGAGAGAUCACCUGCAAGACGGGAGAAUACCGAUCAGAUAAGGUGCCCUCUGAACCUCUCGACGUAACAGUGAGGUACGGAAAGACCACAACAACCAUCCCAAGGGCCUUCCUCUUUCUGGAAAACCCCGUCGUUCUAGACCACCAACCCAGAGCGAGCUUUUUCUGUGGAGGGAGGAACAUUGUGGUGUCUGGCUCCGGCUUUGACCUAAUCCAGACCGCAUUCCUCAAGGUCGAAGCAGACAAUUCAACAUCCUUAGAGAAAGCCCACGAGAAGAACGACACGGUCAUCCAGUUCCGGUCUCCGAGAGUAAACGGCUCCCUGAGCCAGCCCUUUAAAACCUUCAUCCUGCUCGACAACUUGGAGAAGAAGCUGAGCCCGUUCGACUACCACCCCGACCCCACCUUCGACGAGCUGGCCAAUAAGGUCAUCACGGAGGCCAGCAUCAUCAUCGUCACCGGUCGGGGAUUCUCCAAAGCGAUGACGAACAAAGAGGCUCAAGCGUUUGUGGGCGACGUCCCCUGUCUGGUCAACGCGCUUCAGGACGAGAAGCUGUUCCUGGACCCGCCUUCCACCGCACCCAGCGCUCGCUCCCGGCGGCACCGCAGAGACACUCGCUCCGAACUGCUGGAUUUAACGAUCAAGUUUGGGAACGGGGAGUGGGUGGUCGGCUUGGUGCAAUACGAGAAGAAGAAUGAUUUGCCGCUCUACAUCAUCGUCCCCGCUGUCAUCGUGCCCAUGCUGCUCAUCAUUGCUAUCUCUGUCUACUGCUACAGGAGAAAGAGUCAGCAGGCAGAGAGGGAGUAUGAGAAGGUGAAACACCAGCUUGAGAAUCUGGAGGAGAGCGUACGUGACCGCUGCAAGAAAGAAUUCACAGACCUGAUGAUCGAGAUGGAGGACCACACCAACGAACUGAGCGAGGGUCGGAUCCCCUUCCUGGACUACAAGACCUACACCGACCGCGUCUUCUUCCUCCCCUCCAAGGACGGCGCCAACGACGUGAUGAUCACGGGAAAGCUCGACAUCCCCGAGGCUCGCCGCGCCGUAGUCACUCAGGCUCUCAACCAGUUCUCCAACCUCCUGAACUCGAAGACCUUCCUCAUCAAUUUUAUCCGCACCCUGGAGCGCAGUAACGACUUCAACGCCAGGGCAAAGGGGUACUUUGCAUCCCUGCUGACGGUGGCUCUGCACGGCAAGCUGGAAUACUACACCGACAUCAUGAGGACGCUGCUGCUGGAGAUGAUCGGGGAAUACGUCCAGAGCAAGAACCCCAAGCUCAUGUUGCGCAGGUCGGAGACGGUGGUGGAAAGGAUGCUAUGUAACUGGAUGUCUAUCUGCCUUUACCAGUUUUUAAAGGACUCCGCAGGAGAACCCUUGUACAAACUGUUCCGAGCCAUCAAGCACCAGAUCGAGAAAGGACCCGUGGACGCCAGAGUGAAGAAAGCCAAGUACACCCUCAACGACACGGGCCUGUUGGGCGACGACGUAGAGUACUCCGUCCUGACCCUGCAGGUGCUGGUGCACGGCGAGGGUGCGGAUGUGACGCCUGUCAAGGUGCUGAGCUGCGACACCGUCUCGCAGGUGAAAGAGAAGAUCAUCGAGCAGGUGUACAGGAACCUGCCGUACUCCCAGCGGCCAAAGGUCGACAGUGUCGCGCUGGAGUGGCGCCCGGGCUCAACGGGGCAGAUUUUGUCGGAUCUGGACUUGACCUCCCAGAAAGAGGGCAGAUGGAAACGCAUCAACACUCUGGCUCACUACAACGUACGAGAUAACGCCACAUUAGUCUUGUCCAAAGUGUUCCCCAUUCAUCAGAACUAUGACCAGAACCAGGAAAACCACGAAGAGCGAAAUGCUCUGUUAGAAGAUGACAAGGUCUUUCACUUGGUGAGGCCCGCAGACGAACUGGAUGAGAUCAAAUCCAAACGAGGGAGCAUAAAGGACAAGUCGAUGACCAAAGCAAUCACAGAGAUCUACUUAACGCGACUCCUUUCUGUCAAGGGAACACUGCAGCAGUUUGUGGAUGACUUCUUCCGCAGCGUGCUGUGCUCUGGGGCAGUGGUUCCACCGGCUAUCAAAUACUUCUUUGACUUCCUGGAUGAGCAGGCACUGAAACACAACAAUGUGGAUGAGGAGACCAUCCAUAUCUGGAAGACUAAUAGUCUUCCUCUGCGCUUCUGGGUGAACAUCCUCAAGAAUCCCCACUUCACCUUUGAUGUCCACGUGUCUGAAGUGGUGGACGCCUCGCUCUCCGUCAUCGCCCAGACCUUCAUGGACGCCUGCACCAAGAGCGAGCACAAACUCAGCCGCGACUCUCCAAGUAACAAACUACUCUAUGCAAAGGAGAUCUCCACCUACAAGAAGAUGGUGGAUGAUUACUACAAGGGCAUCAGGCAGAUGGUUCCUGUCAGUGAUCAGGACAUGAACACUCAUCUGGCAGAGGUGUCACGGUCUCACACAGACAAACUGAACACACAAGUGGCUCUCCAUCAGCUCUAUCAAUACGCCAGCAAAUACUAUGAUGGGAUCAUCGCUUCCCUGGAAGAGGACCCAGCUGCCCAGAGUAAACAGCUGUCCUUGCGGCUCCAGCAGAUAGCAGCCGCCCUGGAAAACAAAGUGACUGAUCUCUAACCCACGAGUGGAGGAGGAGGGGGGGGGGGGG
Molecule: messenger RNA, 6229 nt
Organism: Pungitius pungitius (ninespine stickleback)
Lineage: Eukaryota; Metazoa; Chordata; Actinopteri; Perciformes; Gasterosteidae
Gene: plxnb2b
Product: plexin b2b
Exons: 37
Coding region: 649-6198 (1849 amino acids)
Biological process (GO): regulation of cell migration; semaphorin-plexin signaling pathway involved in axon guidance
Cellular component (GO): plasma membrane; semaphorin receptor complex
Molecular function (GO): protein binding; semaphorin receptor activity
Source: RefSeq, a predicted model, not a curated record